AUGAACGGAUCCAACCACAAGGUCUUGGUACGCAACUUUGAGAACGUGGUGCGAGGCGAUGUUGCGUCCGUGGGAGGUAAGAAUGCCUCCUUGGGAGAGAUGAUCGGUGGCCUCAAGGCAGAGGGCAUCGUAGUCCCACCGGGCUUUGCCACAACCGCCGACGCCUACUGGCGCUAUGUCGAUGCCAACGACAUCCGGGGAAAGAUGACCAGGCUGAUCGGGGAAUGGCAAUCUGGCAAAGCGACUCUCCCAGAGACAGGCCAUGCGGUACGAAAUCUGUUCUUGCGUGGUGACUGGCCCGCGGAUGUGUCGACCGCCAUCACCAACGCCUACCAGCAGCUUUCGGCGCAGGCAGGUAUCAACGAUCUGUCGGUUGCCGUGCGCUCCAGUGCCACCGCCGAGGACUUGCCCGACGCCAGCUUUGCUGGCCAGCAAGAAACCUUUCUGAACAUCUCGGGUCCAGCUGCGCUGCUCAACGCCUGCCGACGUUGCUAUGCCUCGCUCUUCACCGACCGGGCCAUCAGCUACCGUCAGACGGCACAUUUUGAUCACCUCAAAGUCGCCCUCUCUAUCGGUGUGCAACGCAUGGUUCGUUCGGAUGCUGCCGGUUCUGGGGUUAUGUUCACGCUCGACACCGAGAGCGGGUUUAACAAGGUCGUGCUCAUCAACGCCGCCUGGGGUUUAGGCGAGAACGUCGUCCAGGGCACGGUCAAUCCCGACGAAUAUCAAGUGUUCAAGCCUCUUCUCACCAACCCCGACCUCGUCCCCAUCAUCGAGAAGAAACGGGGUGAGAAAGCCAUGAAGAUGGUCUACGGAAACGAGCAUAUGCCCACCCGCAACGUGCCCACCUCGAAGGCCGAGAGGAACAGCUUCGUGCUCAGUGACCUUGAAAUCCUUAACCUGGCGCGCUGGGCGUGCAUCAUCGAGAACCACUACAAAUGCCCCAUGGACAUAGAGUGGGCCAAGGACGGUAUCACAGGCGAGAUGUUCAUCGUCCAGGCGCGGCCGGAGACGGUGCAGGCACGGCGUGAAGCGGGCGUCUUCAAAACCUACAAGAUUGGCAAAAAGGGCCGCGUUCUGGCGACCGGUCUUUCGGUGGGCGAGGCUGCCGUGUCAGGUCGUUUGUGUCUUAUCGAGACCGCCAAAGACAUUGGCAAAUUCGUGGAUGGGUCGAUUCUGGUGACGGAGACGACGGAUCCGGACUGGGUGCCCAUCAUGAAACGAGCUGCCGCCAUCAUCACCGACCAUGGCGGCCGAACGUCGCACGCAGCUAUCGUCAGCCGUGAGCUGGGUGUUCCGGCCGUCGUCGGGACGGGCAAUGCCACGUACAUCCUCCACACGGGACAGGAUGUCACCGUAUCGUGCGCCGAGGGCGACACCGCGUUCGUCUACGAAGGCAUCUCCGACAUCACCACGAAAGAGGUCGACGUGACCGGGCUACCCCCGACACGCACCAACGUCAUGCUCAAUCUGGCCAACCCAGCAUCCGCCUAUCGCUGGUGGCGUCUCCCCGCCGACGGCAUCGGACUCGCACGGAUGGAAUUCGUCGUCAGCAGCAUCCAAGUCCACCCGAUGGCCCUGGUCCACUUCGAGAAGUUGAAGGAUGAAAAGGCCCAGGCCGAAAUCACCAGACUCACCGCCGGGUACAAGGACAAGCCCGAGUACUUCGUAGACAAGCUCUCCCGGGGGCUGGCCUGCCUGUGCGCGGCCGUCUACCCCAAGCCGGCCAUCAUCCGGAUGAGCGACUUCAAAACGAAUGAGUACGCCAACCUCAUCGGCGGAAAGGACUUUGAGCCACACGAAGAGAAUCCCAUGUUAGGGUUCCGGGGGGCGUCGCGGUACUACUCGCCGCGGUACAAGGAGGGAUUCGCGCUUGAAUGCCGCGCGAUCAAACGGAUCCGGGAGGAGAUGGGCUUCACCAACGCGAUCGUGAUGAUCCCCUUCUGCCGGACGGUGGGCGAAGCCGCCAAAGUGAUGGAGGUGAUGGCGGAGAACGGCCUGCGGCGCGGCGAGCACGGGCUGCAGGUGUACGUGAUGUGUGAGAUCCCGUCCAACGUGAUCCUGGCUGAGGAGUUCACGCGCCAGUUCGACGGCUUCUCCAUCGGGUCCAACGACCUGACGCAGCUGACGCUGGGGGUGGACCGCGACUCAGCCGAGCUGGCCGACCUGUUCGACGAGCAGGACGCCGCCGUCAAGUGGAUGAUCGAGCGGGUCAUCGCGGUCGCGCGCCAGGCGGGACGCAAGAUCGGCCUCUGCGGCCAGGCGCCCAGCAAUCACCCCGAGUUUGCGGACUUCCUGGUCAAGUGUGGCAUCAGUUCCGUCUCGGUCAGCCCGGACAGUUUUCUCGAGGUCAAGAGGCACGUCAUUGCCAGUGAGAAGGCGAACUAA
This is a messenger RNA of Fonsecaea erecta, 2388 nucleotides long. RefSeq names its product phosphoenolpyruvate synthase. Gene Ontology annotation, biological process: phosphorylation; pyruvate metabolic process. The transcript has a single exon. NCBI's taxonomy places the organism in Eukaryota, Fungi, Ascomycota, Eurotiomycetes, Chaetothyriales, Herpotrichiellaceae. Gene Ontology annotation, molecular function: pyruvate, water dikinase activity; ATP binding. Bases 1 to 2388 code for a protein of 795 amino acids. The record is from RefSeq and is a predicted model, not a curated record.